Salvia hispanica is the source of this 2432-nucleotide messenger RNA. RefSeq lists its product as uncharacterized. Gene Ontology annotation, biological process: glucan catabolic process. The record is from RefSeq and is a predicted model, not a curated record. Lineage: Eukaryota; Viridiplantae; Streptophyta; Magnoliopsida; Lamiales; Lamiaceae. Gene Ontology annotation, molecular function: beta-glucosidase activity.
AUUUGGUGAAUGCAUCUAACUCUUAUUUCCAGCACUGUUUUGUUGUGAUUUGUGAUCUUGAGAUAUUCUACAAGUACUACUAUAUGUUAUCUAUAUGCGCACCUUGGAAAAUAUAGUAAUAUACUAGUUCUUGUUUUGUAGCAAACGAGAUGUGGCAUCCCGUGAUUCAUGUGAUCUGUGAUUGUGGUCCAUUUGUUUCACAAUGUGCUACACAUACAUUCUUCUAAGUUAAUUCAAUUUGUAUUAUUCCCUGCCCUUUUGCUUUGAUUAUGAUUCUUCGCUCCCUUCAGUGUCAAAUAUAUUUGUCAUAUACCAUGCUAUUCUUUAUUUAUUUCUCCUUCAUUAUUGUUUUCUCAUAUCACAUGUACCUAGUGAUAUUUAGAGUGGUAACCAAUGCACACACACACAAGAUUCCAUCAGUAUCUUACUAAAAAGCCAAUGCAGGCAAAAAUGGGGAAAUUUGCAAUGGGGCUUCUACUGAUGUGUUGGUUGGGAGGCAUAGCAGAUGCGGAGUACAAACUGUACAAAGAUCCUACAAAGCCGAUGAAUCGAAGAAUCAAGGAUUUGAUGGGGAGGAUGAGCUUAGAGGAAAAGAUAGGGCAGAUGAUGCAAAUUGAACUAGCCGUUGCAUCACCCCAAGUUAUGAAGGACUACUACAUAGGGAGUGUGUUGAGUGGUGGAGGGAGUGCUCCAGGCCCGAUGGCGCCCCCCGAGAAAUGGGUCGAUAUGGUGAAUGACAUCCAGAAGGGCUCGUUGUCAACCCGUCUUGGCAUUCCGAUGAUUUAUGGGAUUGAUGCAGUUCAUGGACACAACACUGUUUACAAUGCUACUAUUUUCCCCCACAACAUUGGGCUUGGUGCUACUAGGGACCCUGAAUUAAUAAAGAAAAUUGGAGCUGCCACUGCACUUGAACUUAGAGCCACAGGGAUUCCCUACACUUUUGCACCUUGCAUCGCGGUCUGCAGGGAUCCGAGAUGGGGCAGGUGCUACGAGAGCUACAGCGAAGAUCCAAAGGUUGUGAAAGAAAUGACUGAGAUCAUAGUAGGACUUCAAGGAGAGAUACCUUCUGAUUCUCGCAAGGGUGUUCCUUAUGUCAAUGGGCAAGAUAAGGUUGCAGCAUGCGCCAAACACUACGUUGGCGAUGGUGGGACAACCAGAGGCAUCAACAUGAACAAUACUGUGACGGGCAUGCACAGAUUGCUUAGCAUCCACAUGUCUCCCUACGAUGAUUCCAUAAUCAAGGGCGUCGCAACUAUCAUGGUGUCCUACUCAAGCAUCAAUGGAGAAAAGAUGCACGCCAACACAAAUCUCAUCACUGGUUUUCUCAAGAAAACAUUACGCUUCAGAGGAUUUGUGAUCUCGGAUUAUAAGGGCAUAGACCUGAUAACUGAUCCGCCCGAUGCUAACUAUACAUAUUCGAUACUAGCAGGAAUCGGGGCUGGCAUUGACAUGGUGAUGAUCCCGCUUAACUAUACUGAAUUCAAGAAUGGACUAACUAGUUUAGUCAGAAGCAAGUCCAUUCCGAUGAGGCGGAUCGAUGAUGCUGUCAAGAGAAUUCUCAGAGUGAAGUUCACAAUGGGGCUUUUUGAAAACCCGAUAGCUGAUUACAGCAUGGCUCACUAUGUAGGCUGUGAGGCACACAGGCAACUGGCAAGAGAAGCAGUGAGGAAAUCUCUAGUCCUAUUAAAGAACGGGGCGGGUGCAGACGAGCCCCUGAUACCGCUUCCUAAGAAGGCGUCAAAGGUGCUGGUAGCAGGGUCCCACGCCCACAACCUCGGAUACCAGUGUGGCGGUUGGACUAUCGAGUGGCAGGGGAAGGGCGGCAACAUCACUUCAGGCACCACCAUCCUGAGUGCGAUAGAAAAUACAGUUGACCCAGACACGGAGGUUGUGUACGUGGAAAGGCCAGAAGCUGCGUACGUGAAAUGUAGCAAGUUCUCGUAUGCGGUGGUGGUGGUGGGAGAGGUGCCGUAUGCAGAGGGGAGUGGGGACAGCUUAAACUUGACGCUGCCGGAGUCAGGGUAUAGUGCCAUCGAGAGCGUGUGUGGGGCUGUGAAAUGUGUGGUGGUGCUGGUGACGGGGAGGCCGGUGGUGAUGGAGGCGUAUAUGGCGCAGAUUGAUGCGCUAGUGGCGGCGUGGCUGCCGGGGAGUGAGGGGCAGGGUGUUGCUGAUGUUUUAUACGGAGUGCAUGGUUUUAGUGGGAAGCUUCCACGGACUUGGUUCAAGAGUGUUGAUCAACUUCCUCUCAAUGUGGGUGACACCCCUUAUGAUCCGCUCUUUCCCUUCGCUUUCGGGCUUACUACCAAGCCCAACGCUACAGCUGCAGGGCAUUGAAAUAUUUGGAUACAAAUAUAUGAUGCUUCUCUAUACUUGUGUGCUUGGAUGCUGUAAUUUAUGAUGGCCCCAAUAAAAUCUAACCAUUUUUGUGUGAA